Molecule: messenger RNA, 1600 nt
Organism: Delphinapterus leucas (beluga whale)
Lineage: Eukaryota; Metazoa; Chordata; Mammalia; Artiodactyla; Monodontidae
Gene: TNFRSF25
Product: TNF receptor superfamily member 25
Biological process (GO): signal transduction
Cellular component (GO): plasma membrane
Molecular function (GO): protein binding
Source: RefSeq, a predicted model, not a curated record
CGGGCGCCGGCCUGGGCCCCACCUGCGGCGGGCGGAGCGGGGAAGCCCGGGUCGGGUCGAGGGCCCAGCGUGGCGCCCAGGGCCAUGGAGCCGCGGCCCGGGGCGUGUGCGGCGGCGCUGGCUGCGGCACUCCUCCUGCUGCUGGGUGCCCAGGGCCAGGGCAGCACUCCCAGCCCCAGGUGUGACUGUGUGCACAGCUUCCAGAUGAGGAGUGGUCUGGUCUGCUGCGGGGGCUGCCCAGCAGGGCACUACUUGAAGGCCCCCUGCACAAAGCCCUGUGGCAUCUCCACCUGUCUCCCGUGCCCCCGGGGCACCUUCCUGGCCUGGGAGAACCACCACAAGACCCGCUGUGCCCGCUGCCAGGCCUGUGAUGAGGAAGCCUCCCAGGUGGCCCUGAAGAACUGCUCGGCAGUGGCAGACACCCACUGCGGCUGCAAGCCAGGCUGGUUCAUGGACUGCGUCGUCAGCCAGUGUCCCCACAGCUCUCCCUUUCGCUGCCACCCGUGCCCAGACUGUGAGGCCCUGCACCGCCGCACGCGGGCCCCCUGUUCCAGCGGAGACACUCACUGUGGGACCUGCCUGCCCGGCUUCUAUGAAUAUGGCAACAGCUGCAUGUCCUGUCCCACGAGCACCCUUGGGGGCUGUCCUGGGCCUUGUGUGGCUGUCUGUGGCUGGAGGCAGGCUGCUCUUUCAGUGUUCUGGGUCCAGGUGCUCCUGGCAGCCCUGGUGGUCCCACUCCUGCUUGGUGCCACCCUGACCUACACAUACCGCCGCUGCCAGCUUUGCAAGGCCAUAGUUCCUGGUGGAGCUGGGGUGGAGGCCCUGACCCCGCUGCAGGCCACCCACCUCUCACCCCCGGACAGCAGCCCCACCCUUCUGGUAACACCCAGCAGCAGUGAGAAGGUCUGCACCGUCCAGCUGAUAGGCAGCAGCUGGACCUCUGGCUCUCCCCAGGCCCAGGAGGCGCCCUGUCCAGAGGUGACGUGGUCCUGGGACCAGCUGCCCAGCAGAGCUCUUGGCCCGCCGCCCCCGCCCUCGCCGGCGCCCCCUGCAGGCUCGGCGGCCGCCAUGCUCCAGCCGGGGCCGCAGCUCUACGACGUGAUGGACGCGGUGCCCGCGCGGCGCUGGAAGGAGUUCGUGCGCACGCUGGGGCUGCGCGAGGCGGAGAUCGAGGCGGUGGAGGUGGAGGUCGGGCGCUUCCGCGACCAGCAGUACGAGAUGCUCAAGCGCUGGCGCCAGCAGCAGCCCGCGGGCUUGGGCGCCGUCUACGCCGCCCUGGAGCGCAUGGGGCUGGACGGCUGCGCCGAGGACCUGCGGAGCCGCCUGCAGCGUGGCCCGUGACGCCGGGGCCCACCCGCCACUUCGAGGCUCUGGUGGCCCUUGCAGAAGCCCUAAGUACGGUUACUUAUGCGUGUAGACAUUUAAUGUCACUUAUUAAGCCCCUGGCACGGCCCUGCGUAGCAGCGCCAGCCAGCCUCACCCCUGCGCGCCCCCAAGGUUCCAGUUAAGGCGAGGAAGCGCCAACGACCAUCAGCUGUUUCUCGGCCUGUGUUUGGCUGAGGCCUUGGUAGUAUUAAAAAUCUAUGAAGAAAAGCUGCUG